UCACCAUCACCAUCUUCUUCUUGUUCUUCUUCUCUUCCUCUCUCUUUAACUUCUGCUCUGCUUCACCUACUAGACUCGCAAUUUGCAUACUUCCCGGAUCUCCUUCGCGUCAUUCCUUGCGGCUGAGAUGCCUCCACGACUGCUUUCCCCGCGCUUCCUCAAGGCGCGUGCCCUUCAGGGCCUCCAGGGACAGACCAGCUGCGCUGCCGAUUUCCCCCGUGUCGCACCCUUUCACACGACGACAUCCCGCCGUAACAUUGAAUUAUGGGAGGAAGCCUCUCGGCCUGACGUCGUCAAGUGUAAAUACCAUGACAAGUACUACACCUUGCCAGCCCUUUGGCUCCGCGACAACUGUCCCCAGAGCAGAAGCCCCUCCUCGGGAAACAAGAGCUUCGCCACGGCCGAAAUCCCACCCGACCUCCGAAUCAAGUCGGUCCGGAAAACCAGCGACGGGAACUGGCAAUUCGAGUGGCGCAACGACAUCCCCCGCUUCGCAGAGCGGGGCCACGUCUCCGUCUUCACGCCACAACAGCUUGAGGAACUCGUCUCUCGGCCGAGCGCCGGUCGCGCCGGUUAUCUAAUGCAAGACGUCCGACGUCAGCUGCCGCGUGAAGUAGCCCCUCCGAUUUUCUGGGACAAGCGCAUCCUACUCAACCGGCGUCUCCGCGAGAUCGACUACAAGGACUGGAUGCAACGAGGCGACGAAUUCCACCGCGCCGUGCUCGAGCUGGCCCUCACCGGCCUCGUCUUCAUCCAGAACGUGCCCCAGACAAAGCAAGCCGUCGUGGACAUGGGCCUGCAGUUCGGCGCCCUCCAGGAGACCUUCUACGGGCGCACCUGGGACGUGGUGUCGAAGCCGCAGGCCGAGAACGUGGCCUACACGAGCGAGUACCUCGGCCUGCACUCCGACAUGCUCUACCUCCCGCAGCCGCCCAAGCUGCAGUUCCUUCACUGCCUCGAGAACGACGCCACGGGCGGCGAAUCCCUCUUCAGCGACGCCUGGCGCGCCGCCUACGAAUUCGUCCACUUCCGCCCCGCCGACGCCCACCCGCUCGCCUGGCACUCGAUCGGCUUCCACUACGACGCCAACGGCUUCUCCUACUACCAGUACCGCCCCGUGCUGACCUUCGACUCCCCGCGGCGCGCGCUGCGCGGCCACCCCUCCGAAUUCGCCGGCCGCUCCUCCAGCCCCGCGAACCUCGGCGACCUCACCUCGGUGUCCUGGUCGCCUCCCUUCCAGAUGCCCUUCGCCGCGCCCGACUCCCCGUCCGCCGACCGCGCGUUCCGCCGCUGGCACGCAUCCGCCGCCAAGUUCCAGGCGCUCCUCGAGGACGAGCGGAACAUGGUCCGCCGCCGCCUGCGGCCCGGCGAGUGCGUCGUCUUCGAUAACCGCCGCGUGCUGCACGGCCGGACCGCCUUCGAUCCGGCGUCCGGCCGCCGCCACCUGCACGGCGCCUACGUCGCGAUGGAGGACUGGAACAGCACCUUCCACCGCGUGCCCACCCAUAUUCUCGACGAGACCAGGGAGCUGCCUGAGCCGGCGCCGAGGUCGAGGACACAGCUUGCUGAGUAUCUGAUCGCACGGAUGGGGGAGAACGCAGUAGGGAAGAAUGGGAAGCCGACAAAACCCUCAUCGGUGAGUUGACCUAAUGUGAAGAGAGGAGUGCGGUUGUAGAAAAGAUUUGUGGGAGAAGAGAACACCGAACUGUAGAGUAAGAUGAUAUUUGGUGACUACGUAGACCCUUUUGCGAUGCAUCGAGAGCAAGUUUACCUAUCUAUGCGUCUGGUGAACUGGAUAGACCUAUGGCACCUUCCCCAGAGACGACGUCUCCUUUCGGUACUAAGGAAAUGCAUCCUGAUUCCCCCUAUUAUUUUUUCCAUCCCCUCCUUUGCGUCCCAAUGGGGAUACUGCGUCAUGCAGGCACUGAACGGAGCCCAAUGCAACAGACAAAAAGGAAGCAAGCCCAUGUGGUAUGUAAACCAUGCAAAACCACGCCAACGCCAGAGACAAGAUCACCAGAAAAAAAUGAAAAAAAUCCU
Messenger RNA from Sodiomyces alkalinus F11, 2040 nucleotides. RefSeq names its product Clavaminate synthase-like protein. The record is from RefSeq and is a predicted model, not a curated record. Gene Ontology annotation, biological process: carnitine biosynthetic process. Gene Ontology annotation, cellular component: mitochondrion. Bases 128 to 1645 code for a protein of 505 amino acids. Lineage: Eukaryota; Fungi; Ascomycota; Sordariomycetes; Glomerellales; Plectosphaerellaceae. Gene Ontology annotation, molecular function: oxidoreductase activity. The transcript has a single exon.